This is a messenger RNA of Athene cunicularia (burrowing owl), 2866 nucleotides long. It is a transcript of the gene PGGHG, whose product is annotated as protein-glucosylgalactosylhydroxylysine glucosidase. The coding region runs from base 35 to 2185 and encodes 716 amino acids. Gene Ontology annotation, molecular function: catalytic activity. The record is from RefSeq and is a predicted model, not a curated record. The transcript has 14 exons. Lineage: Eukaryota; Metazoa; Chordata; Aves; Strigiformes; Strigidae. Gene Ontology annotation, biological process: carbohydrate metabolic process.
UGAAGAAAGAAUAAGGGAAACAGUGAAGGAGGAAAUGAGCCCAGUUGAGGAGACCCUUCCCAGGCACUGGGAUGGAGGAAAACUGCUGCUUGGGCUGGUAAAAAUGGCUGAUGGCGAAGAGGACCCAGCCGUGUUCACCUCCAAUUCUCUGCCCUCGGACCCGCGGCUGCUGGCUACGGUGACGAACGCUUACCUGGGCACCCGCGUGUACCGGGACAUCCUCCAUGUCAACGGCGUGUACAACGGGGCAGCGGGAGACACGCACCGUGCCGACAUCCCCAGCCCCCUCAGCGUGAGGAUGACGGUGCCCGGUGCGGGGAGCCUGGCUGAGACCUUCACCUUGAACACCCGGAUGGGAACCUUCAGCCACAUGCUUCAGGCCGCUGACUACGUGGCCACCCAUCAGAUCUAUGCUCACCAUUCCCUUGUCCACUUGAUGGCCUUCAGCAUCACCAUCCGGCGAGCGGCUCGUGCCACCCAACCCAUCACGGUCCAGCUCCAGACUCCUUUCAUGCCAGAGAGCCAGGACUUGGACCUGAACCAAGGGCCGGACUUCCAGGGAGCGCACUACAUCUACGGGAAGACGCGGGUCCCCGAGGUGGAGGGGGGGCCCCGUCCCACAGUUCACAUGCUCUGGACUCCCGUGCCACAAUCCUUGACAUUGCAUGGGGAGGAGCGGGAGCAAUCCUGGGAGUUCCUGACGGCUGUGGCUGAGAGCGAGGAGGAGGUGAAGAGGAGCUACAGCGAAGGGCUGGCCCUCAUUGCCGCUGGCUCCCUGCACUCCUCGCACACCCGCGCCUGGGCUGCGCUGUGGGGGGGCUGCUGCCUCGACCUGGAUGGGCCCCUGCCUUUGAGACAGGCACUCUACGGCUGCCUCUACUACCUGCUGAGUGCCAUCCCGCCCCGCGGCAGCCCUGCCUUCCUCUUCCACGGCAUCAGCCCCGGCGGCUUGUCCAACGGCACUCGGGGCGAGGACUACUGGGGACACGUCUUCUGGGACCAGGACACCUGGAUGUUCCCGAACAUUCUGCUGUUUUAUCCUGAAGCUGCCCGAGCCAUCCUGGAGUACCGGAUCCGCACGCUGGAAGGAGCCUUACGCAAUGCGCAGGAGCAGGGCUACGAGGGUGCGAAGUUCCCAUGGGAGAGUGCAGCCACUGGCCGGGAAGUUUGCCCUGAGGAGAUCUACGGAGCCCAGGAAAUCCAUAUCACUGGGGACGUUCUGAUGGCCUUUGAGCAGUAUUACUGCACCACGCAGGACCAAAAGCUGUUCCGGGAGGAUGGAGGCUGGAAGCUGGUGGGGGCUGUGGCUCAGUACUGGUGCAGCAGGAUGGUGUGGAGCGAGGAGGAGCAGUGCUACCACAUCAGAGGUGUCAUGCCCCCAGAUGAGUAUCAUUACCGGGUUGAUAACUCUGUUUACACCAACGCCGUGGCCCAGCGGAGCUUAAAUUUUGCAGCUGAUGUUGCUCGGGACUUCUUGAUCCCAGUGCCAGAGGAGUGGGUGGACUGUGCCAAGAAAGUCAAAGUGCCCUUUGAUGCGGAGAAGAAAUAUCACCCUGAGUAUGAUGGUUACAGCCCAGGUGAGCCUGUAAAACAAGCUGACGUGGUCUUGCUUGGGUUCCCACUGAUGCACCCCAUGAGCUCUGAAGUCCGGAGAAAUGACCUGGAGAUGUAUGAACCUGUCACAGAGCUGGCUGGGCCAGCCAUGACCUGGAGCAUGUUUGCUGUGGGCUGGCUGGAGCUAAAGGAGGUGCAAAGAGCCCAGAGCCAACUCAACAAGUGUUUCAGCAACAUCACGGAGCCCUUCAAGAUCUGGGUGGAGAACUCGGAUGGAUCAGGAGCUGUGAACUUCUUGACAGGGAUGGGUGGAUUCCUGCAAGCUGUCCUCUUUGGCUACACAGGAUUCAGGAUCACAAGGUCCAGCCUCCGCUUCGACCCAGCCUUUCCCCAUGAUGUCAACAAGUUGAAAGUCACCGGCGUCUCCUACUUUGGCAACAAACUGACGUUCACCAUCACCAAAGAAGAGCUCAGGAUUGAAGUGACCUCGUCUCCCCAGGACCCUCGGGCACCUCCCCUGGAAGCUGUGCUGGAGGAGUCGGGGCAGCAGUUUCCCCUGCGUGAAGGGCAGAGUGUCUCUUUCCCCACCGCGGCUGGCUGGAUUCAGAGGUCGUCCACUGAGACAUUUUAAACCUUGGCUGGUCCAGGUUUUACCCACUGAAGCAGCAGGAAGAAGUCGAAGAGCAGAUGUUGGCAGAGGGGGAAGGUAGAGGUGGGUGGAAGGGGGGGUCCCAGCUGGGCCACAAACCCUCUGGGACUCAGCAGCUCCCUGAGUGAUGCUGAGCAUCCUUGUCGGUGCUGACUCCUGUUCACACGCCUUCAACACCUCUCACUUAGCAGAGGAGAUGAAAUCAAGCAUGAAAGCGACUGUUUUAAAUGAGUUUUCUAAAUACCCAUCACUUGUUUAUGCACUCAGAGGGACGUCCCUAGCUGAAUGGAUCUGGUCGUAGCCCAGCCCCUGCCUGCGCUGACUCCCAGCUCCUCCAGUACCUCCUGGCUUGGUUCUUGCCUCCUCCCGGGCCCACUGCCUCACUCUGGGGACUCAAAGGGCUGGGGGUCUCAGCCACCUCUGCUUCGCGGUGUCAGCCCUGAUGCCAGUGAGCAAAAAGAGGGGGAUCAAUAGGCUGAGCAGCCGCAACCCCCCCAAUCCUGCUGACCCCCAUAAUGAGGAACUCUGCAAAGACUGCGUGGGGCAGCAGGCAGAGUGGGCAGAAGUAAGGCUGGAGCUGAGCAUUAUUUUGCACUAAUAUUGAACACCAAAUCCACAGCCAAAAUCAUUUUAGCCCUCUCGGCACAGCACACAGCUCCUUUU